Molecule: messenger RNA, 4058 nt
Organism: Varroa destructor (honeybee mite)
Lineage: Eukaryota; Metazoa; Arthropoda; Arachnida; Mesostigmata; Varroidae
Biological process (GO): cell communication
Cellular component (GO): membrane
Source: RefSeq, a predicted model, not a curated record
CGUUGGAUCGACUUCACUGGGCCUGCAUUUCAAAAGAACGCAGCAAAAGGAGGGGUAAGACAGCAGCAGUAGCAGCAGCAGUAGCAGCAGCAGCAGCAGCAGCAGCAGCAGCAGCAGUGCCCCAAAAGUAGAGCUCAACGCUGGCCAGGACUUGACAGAGGAGAUUCCGUGUCGUUUCUGUAUUCCACUCAUCUACAUACAACUUUGCUGGCGCCGUCGCUCGCCUUUUUGGUAGUCGUCGCUGCCGCUCGACGCAACGACGACCAGUUAGCGAGCCAGCUACACAGUCUGGCCCAGCCGGCCGUUGCUUGAAAACGGAUUGACGACACACCGGCGUUGCCGCCCGAAACUCGAAGGUGCAGGGCGCUUCCAGGAGCUAUGACCCCGCUAGGUUUGACAGACGCUCGUAGCGACUUGACGUAAGUGAGCUGCUUGCUGCCUGCCGCUGAAGCACGAGGUAUUAAAGUAAAUGUAGCUUACGUAGUACUAACAGCGGGUUUUCCAUACGGCGACAAUCGGAGUGCGGCUAUUUAGAAACGAAGUUGGUUCAAUUCGUGCAGGGAGCGCAUUUAAUUCAAGGGUCUCCGUGCGCGGCGUCUCGGUAGUUCUCUAACGAGCAACAAAAGUAUGCAUGCGACAAUAUCAAAGCACGACUGUUUGUGGUUUGAAUCACCCUACCAACAUUAAAGUAUUCGAAAUAGAUUAAACGGCAACUUACCCUGUGCCGCCGAACUGACCAACUUUUUUAAGCGGACAUUCGAGCGUGACAAAAUAAAACUCUAUCCUUAUUUAAUUCGGUGCAAGUGCUAAAACUAUCAGGAAUUGUACGAAACUGCGACGAAGUGAAAUUUGUUCGUGAGCAUUGGUAGAAAAGUGAUCUUGUGUAAGCAAAGAAACGUGAAAAAAAUACAAGACGCCUUCACAAUGCGGCUCGUAUUCUACUUAGCCGUUUUUGUCGGUUACUUUACACAGGAGUCUCAGUGUACAGGUAUAUUCCACCUUCGUGUACUUGAGCUUACACCACCACCCGGUGGUCCAUGUAGCUUUGCAGGUUCUUCAAACAACGGCACAAGUUCUAGUAACAGCAAGCAGAUUUCUUCCAUGCGUUCUGCUAGUUCUUCCUACAAUAUUGGCUCAUGCAAUACUUAUGUAAAAGCGUGCCUAUCAUAUGCAGGCUCUAAGGGCUGCCAACUCGGCUCGUUCGUGAGCGGGCUCUUACCAAAUAACACGUUUGAGGGUGGUUUUCCACUAGUUACGUCGUUUACCUUCGAACAGCCAUGGUCGGGCAAAUUCGAAUUAGCAUUGGAGUCUUGGCUAGCCCCAAACGGAAGCGAUGCGGUGCCUGGUGCUUCUAGUGAGAGCUUCCGUCAACGGAGUAACCGUUUGGCUCGUCGUAAAAGACCCCGAAUCUUUGUCGAAUCUCUUCGAAACGCUGCCCUUGCGGGUCUUGAAUGGGCAGCUCGUGCGAUCCUAACCCUACCUGACCGCUUCUCUAUGGGAAAACGGCGUACAGACUCAUCCGUAUCAAUCUCUCGAACAGUAGCUGACCAGCAGGGUGGAGCGCUUUUGGCCAGAUUUGUUCUCCGGAGGAGCCUUAUGGUUGCUACGACAGCAGUUAACCCAACCGGGACAUUGUCUGGAGCCGGUGCUGCAGCAGUGACGAUAACGCCUUCUUUUUCAAAUGGUGGCUUUGAUACAUGGCGCGAAGAAUCUCGGCAAGGAGCCCGCCUUUCUGUGGAGUUUCGGGUAAAAUGCGCAGAAGGCUUUACGGGAUCGACAUGUACAGAUACUUGUCCAGAACCUAACGACGUUAAUGCCAGAUUCAACUGCACUGAGGGAGGAGCCAAGAUCUGUUUAGAGGGCUGGAGCGGUAAGGAUUGCGAGCGUGCCGUCUGCCGUCAUGGAUGCAGCGUCGAGCACGGUUUCUGCAAUAAACCUGGCGAGUGUCGCUGUCGACUCGGCUGGCAGGGUGCCGACUGUACACAGUGUUCGCGAUUACCUGGCUGUGCACACGGAUCGUGCAAUACUGCUUUCGAAUGUAACUGCGAGUCUGGAUGGACGGGACUGUUUUGUCAGCGACCCAUCUGUAAAACAGAAUGCCAUCCCACCCGUGGAUUCUGCGACAAGCCCGACACCUGCUCUUGCCGAUUUGGGUGGAAAGGUCCAAACUGUGAGGAGUGCAAGCCCCUUCCAGGUUGCAUCAAUGGAUCGUGCACAAAGCCUCUCGACUGCAUUUGUAAACCUGGAUGGACAGGCCUGUUCUGUCACAUUCGUAAGUCGACCUGUUCGGUAGAUUGUGACCCGGAGCACGGUUUUUGCGAGAAGCCUGACGAGUGCCGAUGCCGCGUUGGUUGGACCGGAUCGCGUUGUUCACAAUGCGUCCCCUAUCCAGGAUGCGUCCAUGGGGGCUGCACUGAUAAACCAUGGGAAUGCAACUGUCUGCCCGGAUGGAGUGGGAAACUCUGCGACACACCGGCUCCUUCAACAACGACAGAAGUGCCUAUUAACUUUACAGCGCCUGAAGUUAAUGUUGUUACGACCAAUGGCGAUGGCGAAGGAAAGGAAAAACCACCGUGUCUAGCAAAAGUCGAUGGCUCAGUUACCUGUCCAGACAUCGAAACGACAAACGGGUCGUUUAAUUACGCAAAUCUAGCGAACUGCACCGGCGACUCGUGUGGAUCUGCAUCUCAACACGAGCUACUUUACCGUCUCUAAUUUCGUGCGAUGCGUCUCAAGACACGGUUGUGCUAUGUCAGUUUUUUUAUGUAAAUUGCGUUAGGAUGGUGUCGCUACAAUCGAAUCAUCUACAUUCAAACACCGCCGCGGGAACUCCGUUAAAACAAAUACCCUACUCAUGAGCUAAGGACAAAACGGGGGGGGGGGAGGGGUAGCUCUUCUACUUUUCUUACUUGUAUUAAGUUCAGUAACGCUUAAAAGUAAGUAAUAAUGGCAAAAUCAAUUUGGAGAGGGAAAUAAUUCCGAAUCGAACGCAACAGAGUCUGUAAACCAAGUAGACGAAGUUUCGCACAAUGGCGGUCUUGGUUCUUUCUUUAUGACCAUCACUUUUUGAACUUCAGUGGUAGAUAAAACAUAUUUAUUCAAUGAAUUGUCACCAGAUAAUUAGUUUCGUGUACUUCUGUGACGAAUUUUGGCCCAUAAGUUAUCUAUAUAACCGUACUACUCAAUUAUUUUACCAUCUGUCUAAAAAUCGCUGGCGAAGGCAUCAUGCGACAGCAGAUGAAUAAAUCACGGUGCCCCCAAGCCAGCUCAUAGCCUCAAAGUCACAGAUUCAAGUGACAGUUAUUUCUUAUUCACCAGUAUACCUAAAUUUAGGGCAAAUCAACGUAAAACUUUAGCCCUCUAUAAUUUAUAUAUAUACAAAUACAGGCAUAUGCAUAAAAUAUACAAAAGGUACAGAGGACGAGGUAAAGGACUAUAUUGUAUUUUUAUCUUUUUCCUUUACAUACAAAGUAUAUAUAUAUAUAUAUAUUAGAUAUCUUUAUGUAUAUGAUUUUAUAACGCGUAUAUGAAAAAGUAUUGUCACUCACUUGGCAAUAGUAUCGAGGUGCCUUCUCCGGCAGCUAGCGCCACCGCGUUAAGCGGAUUAUCCGUCAAAACACAAACAGAAUCAAUAAUAGAAAAACAUAGAACAACAACAAGAGGAGCACCUCGUAAAGCACACUUUUUCUAUAUCUACUUGAAAAAUGCACGGCGUCUUUUUCCUGUAAUUUAAGUUUUAUUAUCUCUGAUAAUCUAAUUCAGUUUCAUAAUUACGAACAGUACAAUUAUCAGUGUUUCCUUCUGUGUGCACUAGCGGUACAAAGUUACGAAGCAGUCGUCAUAUUAUCCUCUAUUAUAUCUAUUCCUAUGUGCACACUACGAAUGGAUAAAAAUGAAACGAGAAAUAUUUAUUAAACGCCGAAGGCUAGAUGCUCCGCUCCUGCUAUGCAUCCUGCGCCUCGUUAAUUUAUAGAGUUUGUGCGUGAUGAGUAGAAGAAAAUAUAUAUACUGUAAGAAAUCAUAAUACAAGCGAAUAAUAAAAAAUAAUUAGAUAUGUA